UGAAAUGGCAUGGACCUCUGGACCUUCAAACGAUGGACCUCUGCAACAUGUCUAUCCACCCUCCGGUAUGCUGUGGCCGGCGUGCGGCGGUGCGGCUCCUCUGUUCAGCCCAGCAGCAGCUAGACGGCCGCCUCGCCAGGAGAAUGACUGAGAGUCGAAGCAUGUACCAGGGAGAGGAGGCGAGGCUGCGCAGCGGGAGUCUGGCUGUGGCUCGAGAGAGGAAGCACCUUGCUCUGUGCAUUAACAACCAGGAAGAAGUGAAGAGGUGUCAUCGCUACUGCAAUCACAGCGGAGGGCAAGCAAUUCCCAAGGUGGAGAGAAGUCGUCCUCGUAGGAGUGAUGAAGAGGAUGACAAUAGCCCUUGUCGUCGUGAGCAACAACAGCACCUGGAAAUCAAGGCUAUUGUGAUCCAGCGGGCCUGGCGUGCAACCACAUCCCGCAGAGGGAGCUGGCAGGGACGAGGCAAGAACCGUAGCAGUCAUCGUCGGAGUGAGACCGCGCCUUCCGAGACCCUCCGGGACCCUGUUGUGAUGACCGCGGACGUUUCUCCGGAGCAGCUGAAGAGCCUCCAGAGUGGAUUCAAGCAUGUUAAGGAUGGAGGUUUCCAGCUGCAGAGUAACCACCUGACCAUGGACCUAGACAACAACAUCAAUAUCAGCAUGCCUCCCAUUGAGACCAAGGUGUUGAUUAUCCAGCGGGCCUGGCGUGACUUCCUCCAGAGACAGGAAGCGGAGAAGAGGAGCCCCUCCCCGCCAUCCCUCUCCUCCUCUGACAAGAUGAGCAUGUCCAUCAGCAUGACGACCCUGUCAGAUGGGAGCACCCCGGAUUACCGGGAGGAUGGCAUGGACCUGGGGAGCGAUGCGUCCAGUCGCUCCAGCUCAGAGUCCAACUCCAACAAGGUCACGCCUUGCUCCCCGUCUCUUGACCUGGCCACUUUGGAGGACUACAAAUCCUCCCCCUCUCUGGACCUGGUCACCCUAGAGGACUACGAGGAGGACGAGGACUACCAAGAGUAUAAGAAGAAGGUGAUAGAGGAGUGGGAGAGCGAGUACGGGGAGGACUACACCUCUCCACAGCCUCCUGGUCAGGAGGAAGGUGGAGGAGGAGGCGUCGUGGGGGCCGACGGCCUCGGCGAAGGCUUCGGGAAGACAGUGAACAGUCGCAGCCUCGCCGAAGAAUUCCAGGAUGUGAAGACCGUCCCGCCCCUCCCGGCCCCUGGCGGACACACCGCCACGUCAGUCGCGGCCGUCCCCGAGGAACUGAAACAGAACGGCAAUCUGAUUUUGCCCAGGAGCCACCAGCCCCAGUCCCCCGGUACACCGCAGGGGGGCACGGGGACUCCCAAGCCCCGCCAUCGCAACUCCAGUCAAAGCAGGGGGAGCCGCAGCACUGGCGGGGCUGGUGGUGGUGGUGGUGGCUGUGGUGGAGGAGGAGGGACUGGGGGACGUAUGGGGGGAUACAAAGAGGAGGGAAGUGUAGAGGAGGAGCCUCUGCCCACCAUGGACUGGGCAGCCCUGGAGAGACACCUGGCUGGGCUGCAGUGCAGAGAGCUGGAGAACCAGAACCUCAACCUCAACCAGAACCACAACAUGGGCAAGACCGCCUACACCUCGGCCCAAAAGAAUGAGAGGGAGUCUAUCAGGCAGAAGUUGGCCCUGGGCAGUUUCUUUGACGAUGGGCCGGGCAUCUACACCAGCUGCAGCAAGAGUGGCAAACCCAGCCUGUCCUCACGGCUGCAGAGUGGGAUGAACCUACAGAUCUGUUUUGUCAAUGACAGCGGCAGCGACAAGGACAGCGAUGCAGACGACAGCAAGACAGAGACCAGUCUGGACACACCUCUGUCCCCCAUGUCCAAGCAGAGUUCGUCCUACUCGGACAGGGACACCACGGAGGACGACUCCGAGUCUCUGGAGGACAUGGACUUCGUGAGUCGACAGAAGAAGCUGCAGGCGGAGGCAAAGCUGGCCCUGGCUAUGGCUAAACCCAUGGCCAAGAUGCAGGUGGAGGUGGAGAAACAGAAUCGCAAGAAGUCACCAGUGGCCGAUCUGCUUCCACACAUGCCUCACAUCAGCGAGUGUCUAAUGAAAAGAAGCCUGAAGCCCACUGACUUGAGAGAUAUGACGCUGGGGCAACUCCAGGUUAUAGUAAAUGACCUGCACUCCCAGAUUGAGAGUCUGAAUGAGGAGCUUGUACAGUUGCUGCUGAUUCGGGAUGAACUACACAUGGAGCAAGAUGCCAUGCUGGUUGACAUAGAGGACCUCACCAGGCAUGCUGAGAGCCAGCAGAAACAUUUGGCCGAGAGGACCCUAUCCAAAUAAGAUGCCCGUCCCUGCUCCACCCCGCUCCCCCCUGCCAAGCUAAGCUCCCGCUCCAAACCAGACUUUUCCCCCUCUGGCCAUUCCACCUCUGCCCCGUGUCGAUCCAAAUCCUGCCCGCUUGUCCCAAGUAUUUUGCUCCUCGCUGCUUCCCCGUCUCCCCACGUCUAUACCUUCCUGUCCAACCCACUGGCUCCAGUGGUAGCAGCAGCACAGAAGAAGGCCACCCUCUUUCAUUUGCUUCUGUGGUUUUCUCCCAGCGCUAAGGACGGAGGAGCACUUCCUGCUUCCUGGGAGAAGAGGAAUCUGAUUGUGUGUUGUCAUGGAUUCUGUCCCCAGCUUCCUGUGCAGUGAUCGGCCUUGCUUUGCUAUUGUUUCUUUUUAACUUUCUACAUUCGCCACUAAAUUAUAACUGUUCAAAUGCAAAAAUUGUGGGAAAAAAAAUAAAAUAAUAGUGAAAAAAUUAGUAGAAAGUCAGUCAUGAGAAAAAAAGAAACAACAUUGUAUAAAAAAAAAAACAGAUGGAAACUAACUUCUUCAGACCAUUUUAAGUUGGACAGUAAUUUUAAAGUAUUUCAAAGUCGACCUGUUUUUAUUCUGCACAAAUGGUAGUUUUCAACUGAGAAAUGUUUAUUUGAAGGUGCUAAAAGAGUGUAAAGGAAACAUGCCUGCCUUGUAGUGGAGUCGUAGCUUUUGGUAAUACGUUCACUCUAAUUGCUCUUCAACAUUUUGUGAAUGUUGAUUUUCUGACACGAGUCAUUUUAAAUGAAUAAGUGUGUUAAUAUCGUUUUCAUCCUACUGUAAUCAGAAACUUUAUUUGAGGGAAGAAAUGUUUAUGUACAGAUAUGUAAAAUAAAGAAUAAACUUUGUUUCAUAUA
Molecule: messenger RNA, 3193 nt
Organism: Sebastes umbrosus (honeycomb rockfish)
Lineage: Eukaryota; Metazoa; Chordata; Actinopteri; Perciformes; Sebastidae
Gene: schip1
Product: schwannomin interacting protein 1
Exons: 15
Coding region: 33-2318 (761 amino acids)
Biological process (GO): positive regulation of hippo signaling
Cellular component (GO): cell junction; plasma membrane
Source: RefSeq, a predicted model, not a curated record